Molecule: messenger RNA, 5418 nt
Organism: Nycticebus coucang (slow loris)
Lineage: Eukaryota; Metazoa; Chordata; Mammalia; Primates; Lorisidae
Gene: PHF20
Product: PHD finger protein 20
Exons: 18
Coding region: 90-3122 (1010 amino acids)
Biological process (GO): regulation of transcription by RNA polymerase II
Cellular component (GO): NSL complex; MLL1 complex
Source: RefSeq, a predicted model, not a curated record
AGAGUCCUUCUGUCGGUUGGUCCUGGAGCGGCGCAGCCGGAGGAGCGGUGCCGUGAGGAGAAUAAAGGCAUCCCUGUUGAUGACUGAAAAUGACAAAGCAUCCACCUAACAGACGAGGAAUCAGCUUUGAAGUGGGAGCCCAGUUGGAAGCCCGGGACCGUUUAAAAAACUGGUAUCCAGCUCACAUAGAAGACAUUGACUACGAAGAAGGAAAAGUACUCAUCCAUUUCAAGCGUUGGAAUCAUCGUUAUGAUGAGUGGUUCUGCUGGGACAGUCCUUAUUUACGCCCUUUAGAGAAAAUACAGCUGAGGAAAGAGGGCUUACAUGAAGAAGAUGGUUCUUCUGAAUUUCAAAUAAACGAGCAGGUCCUUGCUUGCUGGUCUGAUUGUCGUUUUUACCCGGCCAAAGUCACUGCUAUUAACAAGGAUGGUACUUACACUGUGAAAUUUUAUGAUGGAGUAGUUCAGACUGUCAAACAUAUUCAUGUCAAAGCUUUUUCGAAAGAUCAGAAUAUUGUGGGUAAUGCUAGGCCUAAAGAAACAGAUCACAAAAGUCUGUCAUCAUCCCCUGAUAAACGAGAGAAGUUUAAAGAGCAGAGAAAAGCCACAGUCAAUGUGAAGAAAGACAAAGAAGACAAAGCCUUAAAGACAGAAAAGCGACCCAAGCAGCCUGAUAAAGGAAAGUUAAUCUGCUCUGAAAAGGGGAAGGUGUCAGAGAAAAGCCUUCCCAAGAACGAAAAGGAAGAUAAGGAGAACAUUUCAGAAAAUGACAGGGAGUAUUCUGCAGAUGCCCAAGUGGAUAAGAAACCUGAAAAUGACAUUGUGAAGAGUCCACAAGAAAACUUGAGGGAGCCAAAAAGAAAACGAGGCAGACCGCCUUCUAUAGCUCCUACUGCUGUGGAUUCAAACUCUCAAACUUUGCAACCAAUAACUUUGGAAUUGAGAAGACGGAAAAUAUCAAAAGGAAAUGAAAUCCCAUUAAAACGUCCUCGGCUUGACAAAAAUUCAUCCCAAGAGAAGUCAAAAAACUAUUCGGAAAACACUGAUAAAGACUUGUCAAGGAGACGGUCCUCCCGGCUAUCCACUAAUGGGACCCAUGAGAUCCUAGAUUCUGACUUGGUACCAGAUUUGGUUGAUACGGAUCCUUUGCAAGACACAUCGUCUAGUACUAAGGAAUCUAAAGAAGGUCAGUUGAAAUCUCCUUUGGAAGCUGGCCAGGUCUCAUCUGCAUUGACUUGCCACUCUUCUGGGAAUGGAUUGGGAGCUGCAGGUUUGGAAUUGAAUUGCCAGUCAAUGGGAGAAAACACUAUGAAAACGGAACCGGCUUCUCCCCUUGCCAAAUUGCAAGAGAUUUCAACUGUGGAAGUAACCAAUGCUUUUAAGAAAGCAGAUGACUUUGUGACAUCUAACACACCAGCUGUCGACCUAGACCACAAAUUUAGAUGCAAGGUUGUGGACUGCUUAAAAUUUUUCCGCAAAGCCAAACUUUUGCACUAUCACAUGAAGUAUUUCCACGGGAUGGAAAAGUCACCAGAGCCAGAGGAGAGCCCAGGAAAGAGGCAUGUCCAAACCAGGGGCUCUUCAGCUUCAGACAAGGCCGGCCAGGAGAGCCUGACCAGGAAGCGGGUCUCUGCCAGCUCCCCAACUGCAAAAGAUAAGGAAAAGAAUAAAGAAAAGAAAUUCAAAGAGUUUGUGAGAGUGAAGCCAAAGAAGAAAAAGAAAAAGAAAAAGAAAACCAAGCCUGAUUGUCCUUGCAAUGAGGAGAUCAGUGAUACCUCACAGGAACCUUCUCCACCCAAGGCAUUUGCUGUUACCAGGUGUGGGUCCUCACACAAGCCUGGGGUCCAUAUGAGCCCGCAGCUCCAUGGCUCAGAAUCUGGAAACCACAAAGGGAAAGUAAAAGCAUCUGAGGAGGAUAAUUUGAGUGAGUCCUCCUCUGAGAGCUUUCUUUGGAGUGACGAGGAGUACAGCCAAGACGUUGAUGUGACGACCAACCCAGAUGAGGAACUUGACGGGGAUGACCGCUAUGAUUUUGAGGUGGUUCGAUGCAUCUGUGAGGUCCAGGAGGAAAAUGACUUCAUGAUUCAGUGUGAAGAAUGCCAGUGCUGGCAGCAUGGGGUCUGCAUGGGAUUACUGGAAGAAAAUGUGCCCGAAAAAUACACCUGUUAUGUUUGCCAAGACCCUCCAGGUCAGAGGCCUGGUUUCAAGUACUGGUAUGACAAGGAGUGGUUGAGCAGGGGACAUAUGCAUGGCCUGACGUUUCUAGAGGAGAAUUACUCCCAUCAGAAUGCUAAGAAGAUUGUGGCGACUCACCAGCUUCUUGGUGAUGUGCAGAGAGUGAUCGAGGUUCUGCAUGGCCUACAGCUCAAGAUGAGCAUCUUGCAAAGCAGGGAGCAUCCUGACCUGCAACUGUGGUGCCAGCCUUGGAAACAGCACUCGGGGGAGGGGAGACCUCAUUCCAAACUCAUCCACGUCACUGAUCCCAGAAGCAAGGAGGAAGCCCCAAGCUAUAGAACUUUGAAUGGGGCAGUGGAGAAGCCCUUGCCCCUGGCCCUACCCUUGACGAGGUCCGCAGAGGAGUCCUAUAUCACAAGUGAGCACUGCUACCAGAAGCCCCGUGCCUACUACCCUGCUGUGGAGCAGAAGCUGGUGGUGGAAACGCGGGGUGCCGCCCUCGACGAUGCAGUCAACCCCCUUCAUGAGAAUGGGGAUGAUUCCCUCUCCCCACGUCUGGGCUGGCCUCUAGACCAAGACCGGAGCAGGAGGGACAGUGACUCUAAACCCAGCUCCCCAAAGGUGAGAGAAUAUGUUUCCAAAAAGGUUCUACCUGAGGAAAGCCCUGCUCAGAAGCUGCUGGACAGAGGUGGAGAGGGGCUGCUGAGCUCCCAGCACCAGUGGCAGUUUAACCUGCUGACCCACGUGGAGUCUCUGCAGGAUGAAGUCACACACAGGAUGGACUCCAUUGAGAAGGAGCUGGAUGUGUUGGAGAGCUGGCUGGACUACACCGGGGAACUGGAGCCUCCGGAGCCACUGGCCAGACUUCCGCAGCUCAAGCAUUGCAUCAAGCAGCUUCUGACGGACCUGGGCAAGGUGCAGCAGAUUGCCCUCUGCUGCUCCACGUGAAACAGGGCAUCCAAGACUAAUGGGGGCACAAUCCUGGGGAGCCCGCAGGAGGAGCUUCGCAUAUUUAAAUAAAUAAAACUAGCAUGCUGAAUGCACGUGACACGGACUGACUUCAGGGAUCUAGGCAGGAGUGUGAUAGACAUUGGACAAAGAGGCCAUUUUGGCCGCUGGAGGGCAGGGCACUCUGAUCUCAAAGCCUACCAAGAAGGUAGCAAAUAGAUUCUUAGGAUUCCUUUCUUCUAUGUACAUCGUUGAAUGAAGAGAGUCUUUUUGCACAAACUUCACUUGAAAUCGUGCCACUGAUGAUAAAUGGAAUGAGAGCCAAAAAAGUUUAGUUGGGAACAGUUGUAAAGUCAGUUUGCAGUUUAUUUAAUUGACUUUUUUGUCAGGUUGGGGCACAUGCCAGCCCUCUGGUUUCUGCCUGGCAUGGAGUUUAGGCAGCAUCAUUUUCAUUUUCUAGCUUCAUGGGAAUGCUGUGACUUCACCGUUCUGUGGAAGUUGGGAAGGCGCAGAGCCUUGGCUGCCCUGCCUUAUCAUUAGGACUCUUCACUUUUCUGACCACAUCUCUUGCAUGACUUCAUGGUACGGGGACAAGAUUUAUAUGCUUUCACCCCAGAGUUGAUUGGGUAGUGGCUUUUGUAGCAGAGCCCAUACAACCUGUGGAGGAACUAGAAUCUCACUGUCAACCUGAAACAGGCUGGGUCUGGAACCCAAAGGACAGCAUUUUCUACCCACUUCUUAAUAUUCACAGCUUCUCAGUUCUAUUUAAUGUCCAAAAAGUAUUUCCCAGAAUUUCAAACUCCUUUACUGUAAAGAUUUGUUACAAAGAAUGUGGUUUGGGGAAUUACCUUCUUUUAUAUUGUUGUAAACAAACUUCAGAUUCUACAUGUACUGCUUUUCUCCUUCCCUGAACUGUAUGUUCAGAGUUGUUUUGUUAAUAUACUUUAACACUUUAAAUUUCCUGUUUGUAUUAUUUUGUGAGAUCAAAGUGAUUAUGCUGCUUGAGGUCCAGGUACAACCUAUUUGUACCUCUUGAGACAAUAUUUGUGUUACUUUUGCAGGUUACGGUUCCACAUGUAAUUGCUGUACUUUGUUUUUCCUUACGAGGCAAAGUUAAAAUGUUUCAUGCUUUGAAAAGUGACCCAUUUCACUAGUUUUUUUAUCAUUAAAGUCAAAAAUCAAAGCACAGUUGUCCAUUAACACAAGUUAAUUAUGGGUUUAUGAAUCUGUAAUGUUAUAUGCUGCAAAUAUUUACUAUGUAAACAUGAAGUAGCCAAUAUCUCAAUAGCAAUGACAGUAUCUCCAGCAACCUUUGGAAUGGUUAGGCACAGGUCACUGUGGUCAUGAAUUCAGGCCUUUGUACUCAGAUCUGUUUCAAGGAAUGCUCUGUCUAGUUGUUCACCAUUUGAUGUGAAAUGAAUCAUAGAACAUGUGUAAGUUGACCUGUUGUAACUUAUCCAUCAGAGGGAGUACAUGUGGCUAUCACGUCUGUAAUAAAGCUGACGUAAUUCCUCUACAAGAGACUAUUUCCCACUGCUAACACUGAUGUUUCUGGUAUGGGAAGAAAUGCUCAAGGAGUGUGCAUGGUAUAUGUUCAGACAGCUGCAUUUGUGUGACUGCUUGUCUGAAAAGGGAAGAAAUAGGAUGAUUUUCUAUAGCCACAACUGUGAGAUAUUAUUUUAUGAAAAUUUUGAUUAUCUAUGGAAGCUGUAACUAUUAAGGUAGUCAAUUUCAUAUCUUGUUCAAAAAUAGAAACAGAAAAUGAAUUAUCCUAAUUUUGCCAAGUGGCCAUUAUUGGGUUUGUUUCCACUUUAUAAAGGAAAGAAUCCUGUUUCACGCAUUGUGACUUUUGUUCUUAGGGAAGCAGAGACAAGUUCCCAAGUUCUUAUAACCUCAGUAUGCCUCCCUAAUUUAAAGCCAUGUUGAGGGGCUCUAUUCCCAAUUCCUGGGUCAAGAUGAAUUAACCCCAAGUUGGAGCACUGGAAACUGUUAUUUGCAAACAUUGCUAUUACCAUUUAGAAAUACGUGCACUACCUAAGUUUGUCUUUUAAGAAAACUAUCCACCUAUAAAAAUUGCCUUGACAAAAACAGUUCUGGUUUGACUAAUCAUUUUAAGUGAUGUGUAUGCAAGGUGGAUCCGUGAUGAGCCAACAUUGCACUGUGGAUACAUAUCUAUGUUUACGCGCUAUUAGAACAGAAGGCGCUGUAUAUAGAAUGUUGCUUUGAAGCAAUAUUUGCAAAACAUACAAACUUCUGUAUCUGUAUUUGGAAAAAAUAAAGCAAGUUCUUGUUGCUA